Molecule: messenger RNA, 1041 nt
Organism: Yarrowia lipolytica CLIB122
Lineage: Eukaryota; Fungi; Ascomycota; Dipodascomycetes; Dipodascales
Cellular component (GO): mitochondrion
Molecular function (GO): oxidoreductase activity
Source: RefSeq, a predicted model, not a curated record
AUGCAGGCCGCUUUCACCACCGCCUACGGCGGUCCCGACAAGAUUGAGUACUCGGAGAACUUCUCCUUGGCCCAGCUCAAAUCCAACGACCAUGUUCUGAUUCAGGUGGCCAACUCCGCACUCAACCCCAUCGACGGUCUGCGUAACCGGGGCUACCUGCGUCUUCUCCAGCCCGACUCGCACCCCCAUAUCUUUGCUUAUGACGUUGCUGGCUUCGUGGCAGAGGUAGGCACAGCUGUCACCGCCUUCAAGAAGGGCGAUCGGGUGUACGCUCGAAUCGGCGAGUCUGAGCAAGGCACCACGGCUGGCUUUGUGUCCGUUCGAGACGCCCAUGUAGCCAUUGCGCCCAAGAACAAGCCUCUUCUUGAGACCGCUGGUAUUCCCCUGGUUGGACUUACCGUGCUGCAGAGCUUUGAAGCCGGUAAUCUGAAGCGGGGUCAGCGAAUCUUCAUCUCCAAGGGCGCCGGAGGAGUUGGUACUUUUGCCAUCCAGCUCGCUAAGCACGUCUACGGCGCCUACGUCAUUACCACUGCUUCCGAGAAGAAGAUUCCUCUUCUGAAGGAGCUCGGAGCCGACGAGGUGAUUGACUACCACAAGACCAACUUCUGGGACGUGGUCAAGGACGUGGAUUUCGCCUACGACGUUUCCGACCAGCCCUGGGCCCAUGCCAUGAUCACCAAGAAGGGUGGUGUCGUGGUUGCUCUCAGAGGUGUGCCUACUGCUCAGAGUGCCAAGAAUAUUCUCAGCACCGAGCCUGGCCUCAUUCUCUCGUAUGUGCUUGCUGCAGGCAACUUUCUGACCUCCCGGUUUGCCUGGUGGUACGGCACCAGGUACGAUGCUGUUUUUUGCGCUGCCAGCGGCAAGGAUCUGGCCCAGAUUGCAAAGUACAUUGAGGAGGGCAAGAUCAAGCCCAUUGUGGACUCAGUGUACGAUCUGCGAAACGCCAAGGAUGCCGUGGAGAAGCUGGAGAGUGGACGAGCCACCGGAAAGGUCAUCAUCAGUGUCGAUGACACCCUUGAUAAGGGCUUCAAGCUGCCUUAA